AUGGGUUUUGGUGAAAGCCUGUUUUGCAGACAACCAGGAUUGUCUCGUAAACACAUUGUUCCGAACGGUACAGAAUCAUUAGUCUGUUUGCACUCGAUCUUGUCUACCAUACUUAUUUCUUUUCAGACGGCUGAUUUGCAAGCAAACACCAAGACAAUAAAAACGGAGGUCAGUGAUCUGAGAAAUGGAUUGGAGCAUGAAAAACAAGAAAGAAUGAAAUUGGAGCUGUCCAACCAGCAACUGCAAGCAGUCGUCAUUCAGCACCAAGCAAGCAGCAACCAAACUUCAACAAAACUAAGAAAAGAAUUGGAAUUUGUAAAAAGUCAACUACAGAAUGAAAGCGAUCAAUUUGCUCAGCUGAAGAAUUAUUCAAUGGAAUUGCAGAAGAGCGCUGUUCAACUUCAACAAAAUCUAUCGAUUUUGACAGCAUCUGUUAAUGAGCUUCAAAGAAAUCAGUCUGGUUUAAAUGGAGCAAUUGAGGCAAUGAAACUGGAAAUCAAUUAUACGAGACAAGAACUGCAGAGUGAAAGGGAAGGAAGAAUGACGUUGCAGAACGAGAACGUGGAAUUGCGAGAAAUAAUUUUGGAGCUUCAAUCUGACAUUUUGCAUGUCAACACAACUUCAAAAGAAGUAAGGCAAGAACUGGAUCUUGUUAAAGAACAAUUGGAAAACGAAAUCCAACAUUCUGUACAGCUACAGAAUGAAACAAAGGAGUUGCAAGAAAACGCUUUUCAACUCGAACAAGACAGUUCUAGUUUUGCAGCAGCUAUUGGUCAACUAAACAUGGAUAUCAACACAACAACCGAGGCUAUAUUACCAGCUCGUUCUUGCCGUCAUAUACGUGAUGUAAACAAUGGUAUUUAUUACAUCAAACCUAUAGGUUCUGAAAACUCUUUUCCUGUCUAUUGUGAUAUGUCUAAUGGAGGCUACACAAUGGUCUAUAAGGCAGUCAGUGGAGUGCUAGCAAACUUAGCAGAUUUGUGGAUGAAUGAGGGAGUUCUCAAUGAGAAGCAUAUUGACGCCUUGAACACAAGCUACGUUUUCAAAGAUCACUACAAGAACAGAAUCGUUGACCAAUGGAGAGAGUAUAAACCCAAAGAGGUGGUUGUUGUAUUGUACACAGCAGAAGUCGAGGUGCUUCGACUGGUUUUUGAUGGUCACCUAAGCAGUAAGACUGAUUGGUUUAGCCAAGAACGACUUGCUUUCUCUCCAUACACUGAUUUGAAAACAAGUUCCACUAACUACUUUUCGAUCAAAGCACAUGGCACUCGUUAUUGGUUCAUCAAUAAAUUCUACGCAGGCUGCAACAUUGACGAAGGCUGGCUUGUCUUUUACUCUCCUGGUUUGGAUCCACACGGUUGUCCUUGGGACUCACCCAGUGAUGUAAAAAUCAAAUACAGUCGUGCUACAAACGCUACAAACUGGGCAACGGGUGACGUAGGAGAAGCAGACGUUUUGGCUGUCUUUGUUGACUAAUUAGAUAAUGAAACAAUCGAUCACAUGACGUAAUGCCCUGGUGCUCGCUUUUUCGUCUCUACUGUUGAUUCGUCUUUAUCACUUUGUCAUUAUGCUGUUUAAACAUGACGUUGCGCAUUAUUCUGCUUAUUAAAGUUAUACAGUUUAUGUAGCUGCAUGCUUAGUAAACACAGCAGUCUUAUAAACUAUAUGUCACUCAAUACUUCAAUAUGAAUGUAUCGACAGUCUUCU
Molecule: messenger RNA, 1707 nt
Organism: Corticium candelabrum
Lineage: Eukaryota; Metazoa; Porifera; Homoscleromorpha; Homosclerophorida; Plakinidae
Exons: 17
Coding region: 1-1476 (491 amino acids)
Molecular function (GO): oligosaccharide binding
Source: RefSeq, a predicted model, not a curated record